This is a messenger RNA of Girardinichthys multiradiatus, 1749 nucleotides long. RefSeq names its product zinc finger protein 277 (gene znf277). The coding region runs from base 29 to 1444 and encodes 471 amino acids. NCBI's taxonomy places the organism in Eukaryota, Metazoa, Chordata, Actinopteri, Cyprinodontiformes, Goodeidae. The record is from RefSeq and is a predicted model, not a curated record. The transcript has 12 exons.
AGCACACUCCAUACCAGUGGUGGCGGUAAUGCACACCUACAGAUUCUUGCCAACCGCCAUUAAACACCAGAAGACGAAGAAGACAAGGUUUUACCACGAGACAUCCAUCAUGGCUGCCUGCGAUGGAACUUCACUCUGUGGUGGGGACAGCAUAUUGGAGCCUCUGAGUUUUCCAGAGUUUGAAGCUGGGGGUCCCAGUGCUUCCAGUCUGCUGCAGCAUCCAAGUGAUGAGUUGCUGGUCUGCCUGUUUUGUUCCGAGUCUGUCCCUCUGAUGCAGAAAGACGCCCUGCUCAGACACAUGCUGCUUGACCACAAGCUUGUGAUUGCUGAUGUCAAGCUCAUUGUCAACCUCACAGGAUACAUGGUUUACUGGAAGGGGAGGUUCCUAGAGCAACCAGUCACUGACUUCUGCAGUGUGAUAAAGACAAACUCCACUGGUCCAGUUGAGACGCAAGAAAACUACUUCCUUCUGUGUGACGUCCUUCCAGAAGACCGAUUACUUAGAGAGAGGCUCCAGCAAAAACGACUGGAGGAGGUGCUGGAACAACAGCAGAAGGAGCGAGAAGACUGCUACUUCAGUCAUAUCUGCUUAUUCUGCAGUGAGGAGUUCACUGGAAAUAGGGCAUCUCUGCUAAACCACAUGGCCAGAGAACACUCGUUCAGCAUUGGGCUCCCAGACAACAUUGUGUACUGCAAUGAGUUCCUGGACACACUGCAACACAAACUGGACAACCUGCAGUGUUUGUACUGUGAAAAGAUAUUCCGAGAUAAAACCACACUAAAGGAUCAUAUGAGGAAGAAAGCUCAUCGUCGCAUCAAUGCCAACAACCAUGAAUAUGACCGCUUCUAUGUCAUCAACUACCUGGAACUGGGAAAAACCUGGGAGGAGGUUCAGAGUGAAGAUGACCGGGAGCUGGUAGAUGGUGAAGACGAUGAAUGGUCGGACUGGCAAGCCCAUCCUGUCUCUGCUGUUUGUCUCUUCUGUGAUCAUCAGUCAGAGACAUUGCAUCUGAUUUAUACACACAUGAAGGAUUCCCAUGGCUUUGACCUUCCUAACCUGAAGAUGGAGCUCAAUCUUGGGUUCUACCAGCAGGUGAAGCUGGUCAACUUCAUUCGGCGGCAGAUCCACCAGUGCCGUUGCUAUGGCUGCCAGGAGAAGUUCGACUCCAGAGCAGACAUGUUGGACCAUAUCAUCUCUAUGGGGCACCUGAUGAAACUGCCACAGAUGUCCGCCUGGGACCAGCCACAAUAUUAUUUCCCAACAUAUGAGAACGAUGGCCUUCUAUUUACGCUGUGUGACAGCGAUGAAGAAGAUGAGACAUGUCACAGUGAGGACAUACCAGUAAUUGCAGAGGACAUAUCCAACCUAAGAGCGCUAAAACAGAACAGCAUCCUCAACCAGCUGCUGAAGGACAGUGGCCCCUGCAGAAAGGAGGAUGGAUAGAGUCCUUGUAAUUAUUAUUUUUUUGGAUUGUGUGUUUUGGAUCAAACUUGUGUUCAGACCCAUCAGAAUAUGUAGACACGCGACAGCAUAUGUUUCUCACAGAUGGGGAGAAACAUCCUGGAGCUGUGAAAAGUUCCACCAACACCCAGGACUUUAAUAAACAAGCCAAAUGAACAAGCUGACUUUUUUUUCUCUGAACGCAGUACUAAAUACUUCAAUACAGUUCUAAAAAAUAUUCUGCUCCUAAUGUGUGUGUCUCUGAUUGUACAGGCAGUUCUCAAUAAAUAAAAUAUAUUAAAAAUAAA